AUGGAUUUCUUAUCUCCUGAAAAUGCUUGCGGACAAAGUCUUUUGAUUUUGGUUGCAAGAGGAAGCUCUCUGAAAACAUACCCAAGAUUAUUACUAGCAAAGCAUAAGAAUACAAAAAAUAUGAGAAAAUCUUAUUUGACUUUGAAUACUUAAAAAAAUAUUGAUGUUCUUGAAGAUGAGAUUUAAAGAAACUAAGAAAUUAAUGAAUUGGAUGAAAAUUUUAAGAAAUCGUAUUUACCAUUAGUAGAAAGAUUUUAUAGAUUAUUUGAAAGCAUCUAUUUGUAUUAUUCAGAUUUGAUGGCAUUUAUACAAGAAUUAGAGGAAGCAGUUUUUAUGCAAUAUUCUGUUGAGACUGUAUUGUAAGAUUCUGAAGGGAAAAGGUUAUUUGCGGAAUCGUUUUAUUUAUAUGGAUGCAUGCUCUUAUUGAUGGACAGUUUAAUACCAGGAAAGGCAAGAGAAAAACUAAUCAUCUCCUAUUAUAGAUAUAAGGGUGGUUAAACGGCAAUAGAGUUCAUUAAUGAAGUUACUAAGCUGUGUGCUGAAACUGGGUAUUCAAAAAAUGGCACUCGUCCUGCCUUUUACCCUGAAGAAUAUAUGGCUAGAUUUUAAUUACCUGAGAAACUCAUAACAGAAGUGAUCAAUUCUAUUAAAGAUGAAGAUAUCUAUAAAUUUACUAGCAUUUAUCCAUCAGCUGACCAUAGAUCAAUCGCUUUAUCAGUCUAGGGGUCAAUGUUGUAUGUAUUGCUGUUUUUCACACCAACCAUAUUGAAUAAUAAAAAGUCGAAAAUGAGAGAAAUUGUUGACAAACAUUUUUAUGAUUAAUGGGUGAUAUCAUUUUAUUUGGGUUAUUUUGUCGAUUUAUCUGAAUAAUGGAAUCCAUAUCCAGCAGCCAGAGAAGCAAUAAAAAACACAAUCAAUUUUGAAUAUAUUCAAGAAUUAGGAGCGUUCUAUCAAACUAAACUAACAGAAUAAGUUAAUAAAGUUCAAGAGUAUCUUUAUGAAGGAUAAAUGACCUAAGAAUUUGUUCUCGAUAAAAUAUCAUCUCUAAUGAACUGUGUUAGAGAAAGUAAUAUAGCCAUUAGAUGGAUUUUACUGCAUUCUAAUACAACAAUUUCAAAAGCAAGAGAUUUGUUGAAUAAAAUUGAUAAAUAAGAAGUUUUACAGUUACUUUUGUAGAGUUCGAAAUUUGAAAAUCGUUUAUUGAAAGCAAUUAAAGCAAUCAUAGAUAAUAAAUAAUAGUAUUGGGAUGAGGAUAAAGUUAAAUGUGUUGAGAGAAUGCAAGAAUUAUCUGAUUAUUUUAGUGGAAAGGCUUUGGGGAAGGUUAAAGCAGAUGAAUCAUAUACGUAAUGGUUUAUUGAGAUGGGUAACUAAAUAUAAUCUUUAAAUUACAGUGAUAGUACUCAUGCAGGAAGGAAAAUUCAAAGAUUAAUUUAAGCAUUAGAAGAUAUAGAAUAAUAUCCUCAAAUCUCAACAUCCAUAUAAGUUAAACAUUAUUUAAAUGAAACCAGAAAAGAUUUAACACAUAUGGUCAAAAUUGUUCAUAUCAAGAGCACUCUCCCCUCACAUAUUUCUUAUAUUGCAGAUUUCAGUUACUCAUGGCAAUGCUUAAAAGGAUACAAAGAUCUCAUGUAAGCUAAAGUUUAGAGCAAUCCUCAUUCUGCUCUCAGUCUUAAAACUACUUUCUAAAAACUAUCUUCAAUUUUAAAUACCCCUACUAUUCGUAUCAUAUAAGCUGGAAGUCCAGAUUUAAAUAGUGUCACAAAAUACUAUUCUGGAGAACUAGUUAAAUUUGUUAAAGAAGUUCUUCAAAUUAUUCCUAUUUAAGUUUUCGAAGUACUCCAAGAUAUUAUUACAUUAAUUACAUCUGUAUUGAAACCACUUCCUUCCAGAAUUAAUAAAAUAGAGUUGAAGGAUUACGCUUAAUAUGAAGAUAGAACUCAAAUAGCAAAGUUGACAAAUUCAAUUUCUGUCUUUACAGAAUCAAUUUUGACAGUUGAUCCCUAUUUAUUAGGAUCGAUAGAAGUGAAUCCUAGAGAAAUGCUUGAUUAAGGUAUUAGAAAAGAAUUGAUGGCAUUAAUUCAUAAAAUCCUUGAUUCUUAAUUGAUAUUUCCAAAAAAAGAUGUUUCUGAUUUUUAAACCAAACUAUCUAAAUUAGGAGAGGAAAUCAAUGGGUUCAAAUUAGCUAUGGAACAAAUAUAGGAUUUUGUUAAUGCAUAAGGACUAAAGAUGUUCACAGAGGAAUUUAAUAGGUUGAUAGAAUGCUACACUUCAAUGGAACUUAAAGGUUUGAUUACUGGGAAUAAAGAGUACGAAGAAUUAAGUUACGACGAAGAUAUUCCUAUGCCAGAUGAAAAAAGCAAACAGUAUGGGGCUAUCAAUUUUAUUGGAAGACUAUUGAACUAAAUAAUUUUGAUAACAAACCCAAGAGAUAUAGUAUUUGUUGAAUCAACACUAGGAUUUUAUGAUAGUAAUGGAAAAGAUGUGUUAAAUCUAAAAACUAUAGGAUUAAUAUUGAAGUGUAUCGGCGUUAGUGGAUUAAAUGGAAUUGAUUUGUUACUUAGUUAACACCUAUCAAAGACAGUGAAAGAUAUUGUUAAAAUAUUAAAGCUUGAGCUAAACUAAGAAAAUAGGAAUAUUAUUGAUACUCUCAUUAAAUAAGUGAGGUUAUUUACAAAUUAUGACGAAAACUAUGAUAAAGUUUAUAAAUAAUUGACGAAGCAGUUUAGACCUCUCAUUUCUAAAAUCAUUUAUCCUCUCUAAUAGAUUGGAUAAUACAUAAAUUUAAGGAAGUUAAUUUGUUUGGUGUUAUCAAUGAAGGCUAAGGUUGGAUCAACUAAAUUAUUCUUAUGUUUAGAGACUCUAAAUAAUACUAUAAUAAAUGAUUUCAUCAAUCGAUAGUAUGAUUCUACUAUGGAAUCUGAUAUUAAAACAUAAAUGGAAAAUAACUUGUUGUUUGAUCUCACAAAGCUUUUCAAUUAUGUUGGGCUAUCUGAUCCUCUCAGAAAAAUAUAUGCCUUAUGCGAAAUGCCUGAGCAUACUCCAUUAAUUUUAGCUCUAGUGAUUUUGCACCAAUUGCCUUUGAUGGAUUUUGAUAAAAAAUUGAAUUGCCUAAUAAAGAAAGCAAAGGAUACUCAAUUUUAAUAUGAACCAAAUUGCUUGUUGAUGGGCAUCAUUGGAUUUUUGAACCAAUUUAAUUAAUUGCAUUCAUCCUUGUUUGUUUCGUAUUUAGGAUUUUACGUAAAAUCAACUAUCUUCUUUAUGUUACAAUCGAAAGAACUACAAAAAUAACCUGAGAUUCUAGGGGACUUCUUUAUGCUAUUAACAGUAAUCGAAGAGAUUUUCAGAAUCAAAGAAGAUAACUAUGAAAAUUUUAAAUAAUUAAUUCCUUUUGGAUUAUUCAACUAUUUGAAGAGAGACAUGAUAAAAUGGUGAAAGAACAGUAUUAAAACAACAUAAAUAUUAAAAUAAGGAAUAUUAUUAAUUAUAAUUGUAUUAUUUUUUU
This is a messenger RNA of Paramecium tetraurelia, 3502 nucleotides long. RefSeq lists its product as uncharacterized. Gene Ontology annotation, cellular component: endosome; WASH complex. Gene Ontology annotation, biological process: regulation of actin nucleation; endosome organization; actin filament polymerization. The transcript is spliced from 7 exons. The record is from RefSeq and is a predicted model, not a curated record. NCBI's taxonomy places the organism in Eukaryota, Ciliophora, Oligohymenophorea, Peniculida, Parameciidae.